Molecule: messenger RNA, 654 nt
Organism: Panicum virgatum (switchgrass)
Lineage: Eukaryota; Viridiplantae; Streptophyta; Magnoliopsida; Poales; Poaceae
Product: elongation factor 1-alpha-like
Exons: 4
Coding region: 1-654 (217 amino acids)
Biological process (GO): protein import into mitochondrial matrix
Cellular component (GO): PAM complex, Tim23 associated import motor
Molecular function (GO): GTP binding; ATPase activator activity; GTPase activity
Source: RefSeq, a predicted model, not a curated record
AUGCCGCCAGGAAGCUGCGGCAUGGCGGCGGCGGCGUUCGGCGGCGUGGCCACGAAUGCGGGAGACGGCAUCGAGGCGGGAGCACAAGCAGGUAGGAGGCCCAAUGGCCGGCAGGACUCCGGUGAUGACCUGCAGCUUCUCGAGGUCCUUCGGCUCGGCGCGCGCAGCAGGCUUGGACACAUGAUUGCUAGAACCUCACUUGUGAACUUCGGCGUUCUUGUCAUUGAUGCCCCUGAUGGUGACUUUGAGGCUGAUUUUGCUCAUGAUGGUCAGACCUGUGAACAUGAAAAUCUAGCUAAUGCUCUUUUAAUGAAGCAGAUGAUCUGCUAUAUCAACAAGACACUUCUACUAUUUAUGUAUGCCACCACCUCCAACUACUCCAAGAAAUUGUAUAACACAAUUGUGGAGUAUGUGCAGUCGUCCUUCCUGCAGAAGAUUGGCUUUGACCCAGCAUUUGUGCCCAUAUGGGGCUUGGACAGAGAUAAUUUGACCACGAGGGAAUCUGCCAACGCAGAGAAGGUCAAAGAGGCGCACAAGAGGGUAAUGGUCGCCAACCAUCCGGAUGCGGGUGGAAGUCAUUACCUUGCUUCAAAGAUUAACGAGGCGAAGGAUGUGUUGACUGGGAAAACCAGAGGAGGCGGGUCGGCCUUUUGA